AUGAUUCAAAGCACCGUGCCCAUGUAUGCUUAUGCCUUCCUCGUUGUUCUAUGCACGUACUGUCUCUCUCGUCGUCUCUAUCCUUCACCCAAGCCUCACGUUCCUAAGAGGCUGACGAGCCUUGCCGAUAUUGAACAAUUGCUUUCCCGUCCUGCCCAUAUCGCUGACCACCUUUCUAGUCGAGCACUUGCCAACGCUCGCCUUGCGCGGGCAUUCAACAUCAACUCGACCUUUGUAAACAGCGACGUUGCUGCGCACGGCGCAUUCACUAAGUUUGCCACCGCCCUCAUUUCCCCGCGAAACCUUCCUUGGGGUCGCCUGGCAUACGUCGCCAAACAGAUGGUAUCUGUUCACUUGCUAUGCACCAACUUCCCCUCCAUCGUGGCAUUCGACACUCUUAUACGAAGGAUCACCCUGCACGUGAUCCUUGUAGCCUUGUUGGCCGGGUAUGUGGACGAGUCCGCUAUCGAAGUGGACGACCUCGAUCUAGUAGCAGUUGGAAUCAACAAGAUCUGGACAUUGUCCAAAUCGUCUACAUACUGUCCGGAGCUGCUGGAAGAGGUCAACCUACGUUUGCGCCGCUGGCUGCCAACAUACGACAAUCCCAUCGAAAUCAUCAUCCCAACUUACGAGACAAUGUGGAGGGUCGUCGCUGUCGCCGUAUCCCUAGCAUACGAUGACGUCGAAGCAACUAGACUCUUCGCCGCCCUCUUGAAGCAGCCGACGAACGAGCAAUACCGCAACCUCGCUGAUAAUAGCAUCAGUGUGGACAACUUCAUGCAAGAAGUCCUGCGCCUUUACCCGCCAACACGCCGCAUCUCGCGCGUCAUGCCAGUCACAAGUCCAUCCAUCCUCACCAAACUCUUACCUCAAUUCUUUACUCGCCAACUCACCGUCGCCGCUGACAUUGAAGCACUGCAGCGUGAUAGCUGUUGGGCCAGUUCUCUAGGAGAAUUUGACCCCGCACGCCAUCAUCCGCAGCGCUGCACUAGGCAGCAGCCUCGCACUCUCCUCGCUUUCGGCGCCGGUAAGCUGACGUGCGUCGCCAAGAAUUGGGCCCCUCAGGCCGCCGCGAUCUUGGUUGCGGCCAUCCUUGACCAGGUCGGUCUUGAGAAGGACCUCAACAUCAAGGCCGGGAGAGCGGUAGGAGGAAGAGAGGGGUGGGAGGGUUGGUCGGUACGGAAGAGCCUUUGA
Rhodofomes roseus is the source of this 1194-nucleotide messenger RNA. RefSeq lists its product as uncharacterized. NCBI's taxonomy places the organism in Eukaryota, Fungi, Basidiomycota, Agaricomycetes, Polyporales, Fomitopsidaceae. The record is from RefSeq and is a predicted model, not a curated record. Bases 1 to 1194 code for a protein of 397 amino acids. The transcript is spliced from 3 exons. Gene Ontology annotation, molecular function: heme binding; iron ion binding; oxidoreductase activity, acting on paired donors, with incorporation or reduction of molecular oxygen.